AUGACCCCCAAGAGAUCCGUCGGCAGUUUCGUAGAAGAAGAUCUGGACGCUACAAACGUCGUCCACAUGAACUCGAACCUGCCGCCGCCGCCAUUCGCCAAUAUGUACGCGUGCGAAUCCUGUCGCGAGGACAUUGGCUCUCUGCUGUCCAAAGGCCGACACCACUGCCGCAACUGUGGCGGCUCGUUCUGCGCCAACUGCACGACCAGGACGAUCGUCGUGCCCUACCAAGCCUACCUGACACGAGGAGAACUGCGCGUGUGCGACGGCUGCUAUCACCGUAUCCAGAAUUUCCAGAGACAGGUGAAAAGCACGAGUGUCACGUGGAGUGGACUGCAGCCGCCGCCCAGCAGCGUGAUAGUCCGGGACUUUGAGCUGUUCGAGGACGAAGCGCCCGUGUCGAUCUUCAACUGCGCGCUGUUCCUCGAGACGACCCCGUUUUACGGACACCUGGUGCUGACACGCAAGCGCCUGUGCUUCCAGAGCUACGUCGACGGCAAGAAGCGUAAAGUCGCGUACGCACAGAUCGUGUCGCUUCUGAAGCCGCAGUUCUACUACAUCAACGGGCUGCAGGUCAAGACGAAGCGGAAGGAGACGUUCUUCCUGGCCGAGUUCAACGGCCUGCGCGAUACCUGUUUCCUCCGCCUCGACCAGCUGAUUCGAGCGUACCAGGAGGCGAGUAAGCGCAAAGAUUCGGGGCCAGGGAAGUCUCCCAGCUCCAAGGAACUGCGCAGACAAGCGCUGGACCGCAGACGCUCGUACAAGUUGAUUUCCGAGCAUAUCGUGAGCCACACAGACGACGGCAGGUCCACAGCGAGUGACGAAGAACCGUUCGAGCCGCUACCUCCAGACCCGCUGCUGGGGAAGAUGACGGUGCUGCUGGACUGCGAGCUGCGUGCUGACGUCAAAAGCGUCUUCGAUCUGCUGUGGAAUGAUGGUCCCGGGCAGGAAUUCUCGCACUCGAACAUGGAGAAGGCUCGAAACAUUGACAUCGACAUUGAGUCGUGGAAGCCUCUUGACAAGGCUGACGCUGUGACGGCUGCGGAGGUUCGCAAAGGGUUUGAGAUCUCCAAGGAGGACGACUACACGCUCUACCGCAUGGUGCGCUCGCAACACCCUCCCAAGACCUCGUUCCCUGGUCUCCCGCCCUACGCGGGAUGCACUCGAACCCAGCGAUUUCGUCUGGAUAAAAGCUCCAACGGCGGAGACAAGUGGGACCGCUUCGUCAUCACAGAGCUGAACCGGAUGAGCAAAAUCCCCUUCAGCGACUACUUUGAAGUGGAGAUGCGCUUCGUUUUCUCUCGGGACGGCAACAAUUACUGCCAUGUUCAAGCUGGUUUGGUGGUGAAUUUCCUCAAAGCCACGUGGUUCAAGUCGCAGAUUAACUCGUCGACGCGAUCCGAGUCUAAAGAGGCUCUGGAGUCGUGGGCGAAACAAGCGAUCGAGUUCCUGGAGUCUCAACGGAAUCGAGUCGUGCCGCUCUCUCCGACGCUCCGAGCGCUAUCUGCUGACAGUUUUAACGAGCUCGAGUCGGAACCAGGAAGUGCCGUUCAUCCAGUUCUCAAACGUGCUGCGUCGGCCCCACGGUCAUUGGUGCAGUGGCUACUGCUGGGGUUGCUGCUGUACGGACUUUUUCUCCUUCGCGGACAUCAGGCACAAACGCAGCAGCUCACUGAUGCGACUACAAAGUUACUAGAACACCUACAAGAGCAGCAGAGGUUCAUGCACGAACAAGCUCUGAAGCUACAACAAAGAUGCGAAGGUCCGUCUGUUGAAGCGGCUUUGGAGACGCUCCAAAGGUUCGUAGACACCUCAACAAAGUAA
This is a messenger RNA of Phytophthora infestans T30-4, 1824 nucleotides long. RefSeq lists its product as uncharacterized. The record is from RefSeq and is a predicted model, not a curated record. The coding region runs from base 1 to 1824 and encodes 607 amino acids. The transcript has 3 exons. Lineage: Eukaryota; Oomycota; Peronosporomycetes; Peronosporales; Peronosporaceae. Gene Ontology annotation, molecular function: metal ion binding.